Molecule: messenger RNA, 2289 nt
Organism: Esox lucius (northern pike)
Lineage: Eukaryota; Metazoa; Chordata; Actinopteri; Esociformes; Esocidae
Gene: bbox1
Product: butyrobetaine (gamma), 2-oxoglutarate dioxygenase (gamma-butyrobetaine hydroxylase) 1
Exons: 9
Coding region: 140-1585 (481 amino acids)
Biological process (GO): carnitine biosynthetic process
Cellular component (GO): mitochondrion
Molecular function (GO): gamma-butyrobetaine dioxygenase activity; iron ion binding
Source: RefSeq, a predicted model, not a curated record
CCAGUCUGCAGUGCGUUUUUAUAGGCGCGUCAUUGACAAAGCACUUUCAAAAGUCCCGAAGCUUACGAAAAAUAUUAAAGUGAAUUACUGUGUUGAAGUUCACUGGCACUUACCUGGCUGUGUUGUUUCCUCUUGUUUUAUGAAGCAUUUCAUAAGAGCAGGUUUCUGUUCUGGAGACGCAGGUUUCGGUUCAAGGAUGUGGACGACCACUCUAGCACAAUGCACCCUUCAGACCAUGCUCAAACGAAGCAACUCUGUCUUGGCCUGCCAUACCUUGAGGGCUGGGGGUAGGCCUGGAUGGCCAGUCGCCAGAUCUUCAUCUACUUCUCUUCGCACAAACUGGAUGCAGCUCCGUGAGCAUGGGACCCAGGCAACCGCCCGACUCCCCUUCACCCCCCUGUGGACCAGCACUGCAGUGAAGCAGGUCCGAAGUUUGGAGCAGGAAAGGCUGCUGGAGGUGGAGUGGGAGGAUGCCGGACAGAGCCUGUACCCAUACACGUGGCUUAGAGACAACUGCCAGUGCCCGGUGUGUACCCUGCAGUCAGCCCAGGCACGCAGCCUGCAGCUCUCUCAGCUGGACAUCCACACUGGUGUGGACCAGAUCCAGUUCACUGACAACAAGGUGUCCAUAGUGUGGCCUGACCAGCACACAAGUGAAUUUGACCCAGAAUGGCUGAAGAAACGAUGCUUCUCCUCCGCUGCCAGACAAGCCCUGCAAGAGGAGCUCUUCCUCAAUGAGCGUGUUUACUGGGGCUCAGAGCUGCAGAUUCCAACGGCCAGCUUUGAGGAGGUCCUCCGUGAUGACAAGGCCGCCCUGGCAUGGCUGCUGGCUCUACGUCGCACGGGCAUUGUCUGCCUGAAAGGGGCGCCAGUUGAGCAGGGCCAGGUGACUCGCCUUAGCCAGAGGAUUGGAUACCUUCGACUGACGUUCUAUGGGCAUACAUGGCAAGUACAGGACAAACCCCAGGCCAACAACGUGGCCUACACCUCUGGCAAACUCAGUCUCCACACUGACUACCCAGCAUUACAUUACCCACCUGGAGUGCAGUUCCUGCAUUGCCUAAGCCAGGCCAAUGAAGGUGGGGACAGUGAAGUGGUGGACGGCUUCCACAUGGCAGAGCGACUGAGAAGAGAAGACCCAGAGGCCUUCAGGACCCUUACUUCGCUUCGCGUGGACUUCACCGACACUGGGGCAGACUACUGCGACUUCAUGGUGCAGUCCAAGAACCACAUAAUUGAUGUUGAUAGUGACGGGCAGGUGGUGCGGAUCAACUACAACAACGCCACUAGGGACUCAGUGUUGGACCUUCCUCUGCACCAGGUCCAGCCCUUCUACUGCUCCCUUCAUGCUUAUGUCCAGUUGAUGAUGCGGCCAGAGAACAUUGUCACCUAUAAGAUGGAGCCUGGCGACCUGGUCACAUUUGACAACUGGCGCCUGCUUCAUGGCCGCAAAAGCUAUCUUAGCCAUCCAGACCAGGUGAGACACCUGGAGGGAGCUUACCUGGACUGGGAUGAGGUCAUGUCUCGCCUUCGGAUACUACGCAAGUCUGUCCAUGGAGAGAGCAAGAACCAACAAGCUCCCUAGAGUGAAAAGAGGAAGGCUCCCCCAGUUAUAUAAGAGCCUACGGGAUAUAAAUAAUAUACGUGAUUUCUGAGCAGGAAGGGCAAGUGGAUCCAACAUGGCUAGUGGGCAACAGCUUUCCAAAAGUGAAAAUUGGGCAAAGUGCAAGAACAAAAAGGUUGAAAGCUACAUGCCCGUUUUUUUUUAUUUAAAUGACCAAUUUCUGGUUAAACAAUUUACCAACUGCUCAGUGGAAGAAAACAUUUGACACAAUUCCCCACUUAUUUAGGGAGCAGUAGGUAGCUGUAGUGUUAUCUAGUUGUAGUAACUAGGUAGCAUGGGUUAUCUUCAUCAAGUUUGCAUUUUAUGAGAGAUAAUAUCCUAAAGUAAUACUUCACCGUCUAAUAGCAAACUUUUUUUAAUCCACUUUUCUAGAAUCCAUUUUAUCUGUAGAUACACCUGGGAUCUUUAAGUAAAUAUGUGACAUUUUGCUGGGUAAACUUCUGCCGAUACACUCCCCAAGUGGUACAGCCAACAGGUAGAGCGAAAUAACAUGUGCUUUAGGGAAUGGUGAGAUGUCUCAGGGAUUUGCAGAAAAGAAACAGCUUUGGAGAUUUGACAGAAAAUACCUUUAAAUGCUUUUCAACCAUCUUUUCCACCCAAAGUAUGAAAUGGAAAUAAGAGGACAAAAGAAAAAUAAACUCACCAGAACAAGUAGCCCUUGAAGG